This is a messenger RNA of Populus trichocarpa (black cottonwood), 1216 nucleotides long. RefSeq lists its product as uncharacterized. Gene Ontology annotation, cellular component: cytoplasmic exosome (RNase complex); nuclear exosome (RNase complex). NCBI's taxonomy places the organism in Eukaryota, Viridiplantae, Streptophyta, Magnoliopsida, Malpighiales, Salicaceae. Gene Ontology annotation, biological process: nuclear mRNA surveillance; exonucleolytic trimming to generate mature 3'-end of 5.8S rRNA from tricistronic rRNA transcript (SSU-rRNA, 5.8S rRNA, LSU-rRNA); U4 snRNA 3'-end processing. Bases 179 to 1042 code for a protein of 287 amino acids. The transcript is spliced from 8 exons. The record is from RefSeq and is a predicted model, not a curated record.
CAUUGUUUUUUUUUCCUCUGAAAACAAAAGGGGCCCCCCCUCUCUCGCAGAACAAAAAGCGCAGCAGCAGAGACUACGUUGCAUUCAUGUUCUAAAAGUUGGAGGCUAAAGACCUCCUCUCAGUCACUCUUUUCUUUCAGUUCUAAGCAAAAAGGCUGUUUGUUUUUGUUUCCCAGAAAUGGUAGGCCUUUCUCUUGGUGAAAAGCAUUUCAUACAGGGUGGUAUUGAUCAAAACCUCCGCUCUGACGGCCGGAAAAGAGAUGCUUACCGACCUAUUUCUAUUGAAACUGGGGUUAUCCCUCAGGCAAAUGGCUCCGCACGAAUCAGGAUAGGUGCAACAGAGGUUAUUGCCAGUGUGAAGGCUGAGCUUGGAAGACCAAAUGCAUUGCAACCUGAUAAAGGAAAAGUUGCUAUAUUUGUUGAUUGUAGUCCAGUUGCAGAACCAAUGUUCGAGGGCAGAGGGGGCGAGGAACUGUCCGCAGAACUCUCAGUUGCUCUUCAGCGUUGUCUCUUGGGUGGUAAAAGUGGAGCAGGGGCUGGAAUUGAUCUAUCAUCUUUAAUAGUCGCAGAAGGAAAAAUUUGUUGGGAUCUUUACAUUGAUGGGCUUGUCAUCAGUUCAGAUGGAAAUCUUCUUGAUGCUCUAGGUGCUGCCAUCAAGGCUGCCUUAAGCAAUACAGGCAUCCCAAGAGUCCAAGUUGCAGCCGGUGCAUCAGGAGAUGAGCAACCAGAGGUUGACAUAAGUGAUGAAGAAUUUAUGCAAUUUGACACUUCUGGGGUCCCUGUUAUAGUUACUCUAACAAAGGUGGGGAGGCACUACAUUGUAGACGCCACUUCAGAAGAAGAGUCCCAGAUGAGCUCUGCUGUCUCUGUUUCUAUCAGUAGGAAAGGGCAAAUUUGUGGGCUUUCCAAACGAGGAAGUGCAGGUCUUGAUCCGAGUGUUAUUUCUGACAUGAUUUCCGUGGCUCGUCACAUAAGUGAGCAGCUAAUUAAUAAAUUGGACUCUGAAAUAUCUGCUGCUGAAGCUGAUGAAGAUGAAAUGUGACCUCUACACAACCCUGGUAUCAUUGACUCAAGUAAGCUCUAAUAGGACUGUUGAUUGAAUACUCUGGAAUCUCUUAGCUUCACUUUAGAGAUAAAUGUAAUCGAAAAAUUGUUGUACACUUAUCUGAACAUGUCAACGACAUUUUUGAAAGCAGCAACGUGAUUAAUUUGUCAA